Strongylocentrotus purpuratus (purple sea urchin) is the source of this 2365-nucleotide messenger RNA. Its product is annotated as sporozoite surface protein 2. The record is from RefSeq and is a predicted model, not a curated record. Lineage: Eukaryota; Metazoa; Echinodermata; Echinoidea; Camarodonta; Strongylocentrotidae. The transcript is spliced from 2 exons. Bases 208 to 1557 code for a protein of 449 amino acids.
CGCUUAUUUUUUUGCAGACGUUUAGGCAGUGUUCCGCAAAAGGGACAGUGUGAGUUUUAGACUGGGUCGCUAUAGAACAGCUAGUAGCCAGGGAAUUGUCGGAGCGAUUCCUGUCCUUUCACCUUUGAAGUCAGAGACGAGCUAAAUUUAUCGCGAUAAAUAAUUCUAUCAUUUUUAAGAGAGAGGUCAACGAGAGAAGACUUGACCAUGAAGGUACUUUUAGCUAUCCUCCUCGGCUGGCUGGCGACAGCAACGGCCCUUCCACAAUGUCCGGAGGGAUGGACGUACUCCCUCAAGAAAUGUUACAAAUUCUUCCCUAUGCCUUUGAUAAAAGAGGAGGCCACGGUAGCGUGUACAGAGGCACCAAAUGUGAUAGGAGGAAAACUCCUGGACAUUGCAGACUUUGACAGUUUCAGGUUCGUCAAAAACCUAUACACCCACACGUUGCCUUUCUACCAGCCUCCAACUGGUCAGCAGCUUGACUUCAUACCACCUGAAAAAGCUAUUUGGACAGCCUUGGCUUUCGAUUGGAACCUUGAGCAAUGGACCACAGGAACCACAGGAACCACAGGAACCCCAGGAACCACACCCGCUGAACCAUUUUACAGAUUCAACAACUUCAACAGUCAACCAAUAGGAAAACCACCCGCAGAACCUCUGGAGCUUCUGUCCUGCACAGUCUACCCAGCAGUGGAAUUUCCUCAGACCGCCAUGCAGCAGGAACUGACACCACUAGAGCUACCAAAGCAAGCGAUUGAGUUCAUGACAUUGGCCCCAUGCGAAGUUGAGCUCCCCUACAUUUGCGAAGCGCCGGAGACUCCACCUGCAAUAACACCAACGGCAACAGGUGCUCCUGCGACCACCGCUGUACCCUGGGGAACCACACCGAUGAUGCCACAGACUCCAUCUUUCCCCAACCGCCCGGGACGCCCUGGCUUUCCUAACAGACCUGGACAACCUGGAAGACCCCAGAUCCCCGGAAAUAGACCACAGUUCCCUGGAAACAACCCACAGUUCCCUGGAAACAGACCCCAACAACCUGGCGGAGGACCUCAGCAGCCACAUCCUCCUCAUGGCCCCCAUGGCCCUCAUGGACCCCAUGGCCCUCAUGGACCUCAUGAACCUCACGGUCCCCAUCAACCACCACACCAGCCCCCUCACCAGCCUUACCCUGGGUUCCCAAGCAGACCGAAUCAGCCAGGAGCAGGCAGGCCGAACAGACCAGGCUUCCCCAACCAACCUAACCAACCACAAUGGCCUAGCCGACCCAACCAACCCAACCAGCCACAAUGGCCGAGCCGACCCAACCAACCCAACCAACCACAAUGGCCGAGCCGACCCAACCAACCCAACCAGCCCAAUCAACCCCAAUGGCCGAGCCGACCCAACCCUGGUUUCCCACGCCGCCCAAACCAACCCGUAUGGCCAAGGAACCCUGGUAAUCCAAAUCAGCCAGUCAGAUACGCUGCUAACCCCGACGGAGUCCGACCAUACGAAUACCGAUACAACAACUAUGUUUUCUCAGAUAAAUUUGCCGGUCUUGGUAUAAGAGCGUAAAGCAAUCAGGACAAAUUGAACAAUCUAUAUAUUUUCAAAGUAGGUGGCGAAAGUCACCACCGGACACACCUGGAUCCUGACACAUGGACAAUGCCUGAAUAUAAAAACCGGAGAAGCAGGCUAUUCUAAUGUUUGCAGAUAAAGAAAAAGACUCCACAACGCGCUGAAAUAAUUUCGUAACCAAUUAUGAUAACAGCAAUAGCACAAAAUACAAUAGGAUGCUAAAUGGCUACAGUUUUCUAUAUUUUUUUUAAUUCAUGGCGUUGAGCAGAAGUAUGACUUCCGGUUCCUAUGACACGAGAAGUUUAGAGAAAUGUUAUCUAAUCUAAAAGGAUUUCUGGUUUACGAAAUUGUUUUUUUUUCUGGGAUUUUUUCCAGGAAACCUUUUGUACUUACAAUCAGACUGAUUGUCAGUCAUUUAUCUUGACUGAUGAGAUAUAAAGAAAUAUGUUUAUGAAGAAAUUUCGCUUGUGUAGAUAGAUAUUGCUAAUACCCCAAAACCUGACUUCUGCGUUUUGUUUCAUCCACCAUUAAAGCAUUUAAAAUGUAGAUUAGACACGCACCCUUAUGUUCUAUGGAAACAUUAUUUUUAUUAUCAUAAUUUGAAGACACCAUGAAAUCUAGCAAUAUGCAAACAGUAUUCAACUAUUUGUCUUUCAGAGUGUUUUGUAGUGCAAUUUUGUGUUUAUUUUCUAUGACUGAUGUAAAUAUGUUUCAAAUUUGUAAUUGAAUGUAUAUGAUUGUAUUCAACGCCUAGCUUUCGUAAAAACAUCCAAUAUGUCUACGAAAUAAAUGUUAUAUAAUUGAU